AUGAAUAACAGUGUCGCUGAAUUCAUAACAACCGAGGAUGAGAAUUCCGCCAUCAUUUCAGCCCUCACCCAUGUCAUAAGCGGCCAUACUUACGUAGGGCCAGGUGCUGUUGUAAUCACAGAGAGUCUUCCGCAACAAAACAUGUGUGGCCAUUGUGGAAUGAGAAUUCCAGAGGAGUGUUUGGGGUGUGAUUUAUACACCUCGGGUGGUGGAGAAGAGAGGACGACGAAGAAGAAGAGAUAUAGAGGAGUUAGUUUACGAACGUCUGGAAAGUGGGCGGCAGAGAUUAUGGUUCCUGGGAAAGUACGGAAGUGGCUGGGGACUUUCAGGACGGAGGAAGAGGCCGCAAGAGCUUACGACUUGGCCAACAUUCGCUAUAGAGGGAAGAACGCCAAGACCAAUUUUCCGGUGGAGGAGUACCAGGAGAUGCUGAAGAAAUAA
Helianthus annuus (common sunflower) is the source of this 441-nucleotide messenger RNA. RefSeq names its product ethylene-responsive transcription factor ERF109. The transcript has a single exon. The record is from RefSeq and is a predicted model, not a curated record. Gene Ontology annotation, biological process: regulation of DNA-templated transcription; ethylene-activated signaling pathway. Bases 1 to 441 code for a protein of 146 amino acids. Gene Ontology annotation, molecular function: DNA binding; DNA-binding transcription factor activity. Lineage: Eukaryota; Viridiplantae; Streptophyta; Magnoliopsida; Asterales; Asteraceae.